This is a messenger RNA of Emiliania huxleyi CCMP1516, 519 nucleotides long. RefSeq lists its product as hypothetical. The transcript is spliced from 2 exons. Bases 1 to 519 code for a protein of 172 amino acids. NCBI's taxonomy places the organism in Eukaryota, Haptophyta, Isochrysidales, Noelaerhabdaceae. The record is from RefSeq and is a predicted model, not a curated record.
AUGGACCGGAACAUCACGUCGCGAUGGUGCACGAGCAGACGCCCAACCUCGGAGGCUGCCCCUUCUCCACUUUUUCAAGGGCAGACGCCGCAAGUGCUGCUGCAGCCUCCCUACAGCCUCUACAACGCGCUCGCCAUACCCCUCUACGGCUCGCCCGAGCACCGGAAGGUGAGCCUGCGCCACGUGUGCGCCACAUGGGAGCCGUGUCGUGCGAUGCGGGACUGCUCCGGCGGAAGCUGCAGCGGCUCCGCCACUUCAUGUCGGUGGCGCGGCUCGUUCGCAUACGCGCUCCAGUCGAAUCCCAGGAGGACAUCCUGCAACGCCGAAUUCGCACAGACAAGAUUAAUUCAAAGUCGCCGGCAGAGCGAGGGCUCGGAUCUGGAACAGAGUCGCCGGCAGAGCGAGGGCUCGGAUCUGGAACAGAGUCGCCUGCAGAGCGAGGGCGCGGGUCCGGAACAGAGCACAAUUGCGCCUUUAAGGGCCUUCCGGCCGCGGCGCCGCGGCCCGCGGCGCGAGUAG